Molecule: messenger RNA, 306 nt
Organism: Rotaria socialis
Lineage: Eukaryota; Metazoa; Rotifera; Eurotatoria; Philodinida; Philodinidae
Source: the annotation of a GenBank genome assembly
AUGAGUAAUCCAGAAGAUAAUCAAACAAAUAAUAAUUUAAGUGAAUUACGUGCUGAUGUUGCUGCGACAACAGAUGUUUUGAAAGUAACAGUUGAAAAAUUAGUUCAACGCGGAGAUAAUUUAGAUGCAUUAAAUAAUCGAGCUGAAACUUUGAAUUCAACAUCAUAUCAUUUUCGUGGUACCGCAAGACGAGUCAAUCGACGUAUGAGAUGGCAAAAUUAUAAAUUAACCAUUUUUAUUAUCUUCGUUGUCGUCUGUGUAAUUGCGUUCAUUAUAUUGAUGGCUCUUCAUCCAUGGAAAACAUGA